GAGGAGCACAGAAGAAAAAGGAAUUUUAAAGCUGAAGAUGAAGAUUUCAUGGACAUCAUGUUAUCCUUAUUUGAUGGUGCUUCUAAUAAUCAAAGUCUUCCUAAUGGAUAUGAUACUGAUGUUGUUAUCAAAUCUACUUGCCUGAGCGUCUUGACUGGAGCCGCAGACACAAGUAUUGUAACAUUGACAUGGGCUCUCUGCUUAAUACUAAAUAAUUACAAUGUGUUGGAGAGAAUUCAAGAUGAGCUAAACACCCAUGUUGGAAAGCAAAGAUGGGUCGAGGAAUCUGACCUAAAACAAUUGAUUUACCUACAAGCUGUCAUUAAAGAAACAUUGCGUUUAUAUCCGGCAGCCCCACUUGGGGUACCACAUGAAGCCAUAGAAGAUUGCACUAUCAAUGGUUACCACAUCCAGAAGGGUACACGAAUAUUGCUUAACAUUGCAAAGAUCCAUCGUGAUCCAAUAGUGUGGGUGGAGCCAGAUAAGUUUAAACCUGAGAGAUUUUUAACUAGUCACAAAGAUAUUGACGUUAAGGGUAAUAAUUUCGAGUUGAUUCCAUUUAGUAGUGGACGAAGGAUAUGUCCGGGAAUUUCUCUAGGGUUACCAACUAUUCAAUUGACACUGGCUAGCCUAUUUCACAGCUUUGAUAUGAGAAGGUUGUCAAAUGAGCCAAUUGAGAUGACUGAAAGUAGUGGAAUGACUAAUAUCAAAGCCACUCCAGUACAAGCCCUCCUCAUACCACGCUUGGCUUCUAAUUUAUAUGGUUGAACAUAUAAGAAAGAAAUAUGAUAAUUUUAGUCCUCGAUUGUAAUUAUGUUAGAAAGAAAUAUGAUAGUUUUAGUCACUCGAUUGUAAUUAUGCUUUAAAUUUAGUCUCUUAUUUA
Molecule: messenger RNA, 883 nt
Organism: Ipomoea triloba (trilobed morning glory)
Lineage: Eukaryota; Viridiplantae; Streptophyta; Magnoliopsida; Solanales; Convolvulaceae
Product: cytochrome P450 82A3-like
Exons: 2
Coding region: 49-768 (239 amino acids)
Biological process (GO): defense response to other organism
Molecular function (GO): iron ion binding; heme binding; monooxygenase activity
Source: RefSeq, a predicted model, not a curated record